AUGAUAUUUCUCAAUAGAUAUAUUGUUUUUAUUUUUUUCUUAUUUGUCGCAUUAAUAUAUUCAGGAAAAGAAAUUUGUGAUGAUAAACGUUACUCCUGUCCAACUGGAGAUACAUGUUGUAAAUUAGGAAAUACAACAUAUGGUUGUUGUCCAAUGCCAUUAGCUGUUUGUUGUAGUGAUAAUGAACAUUGUUGUCCACACAAUACUAUUUGUGAUGGUGGUAGAUGUUAUAAUGAAAAUAAAAAAAGUACUUCUGGAAUAAAAUUAAAAUUAGCUUUAUUAGAAAAUGAAGUUAAAUAUAUAAAAAAAGUAACUAAAGAUAAUUCAACACAUAUGUGUGAUGAUAAAAUAACUGAAUGUUAUGAUAAUAAUACAUGUUGUAGAAUAAAUCCAGAAGGUUAUGGUUGUUGUCCAUUAGAAAAUGCUGUUUGUUGUAGUGAUCAUAUACAUUGUUGUCCACAAAAUUCAAUUUGUAUGAAUGGAAGAUGUUUGAAAAAGAAUGAAAAAAAUAUAUAUGAAUCUCAAGUUAAACUAUUUUCAUUCGACAAUAAAAAACAUAGUGCUUUAUCAAAAUAUACAUUAAAUAAUAUGUGUGAUGAUAAGAAAACUGAAUGUCCCGAUGAUGCUACAUGUUGCCUUUUAAAUUCAGGUAUGUAUGGUUGUUGUCCAUUUCAAGAUGCUGUUUGUUGUAGUGAUCAUUUCCAUUGUUGUCCAUAUGGUUUCAAAUGUAAUUUGAAAGAAGAAAGUUGUGAAGAAGAGUUAACUGGAAAAAAAAUUAAGUUAGUUAAAAAAAUUAAUGGAAGAAAUGUAACUACAAGAUAUGCCAAUGAUAUUGAAAAUAUAUGUCCAGGAGAAAAAUAUCAAUGUCCUAGUAAAUACGAAUGUUGUAAACAAUUUAAUGGACAUUAUAUUUGUUGUCCAUCAACACAAAAAUGUAAUAUUUCUACUGGAAAGUGUGUUAAUAAAGGAUUUGUUAGAGGAACACCUAAAUAUAAAAAAAUUAAAGCAACAAAAAUUCAUUUAAAAAAAGUUUCUAACUUAAAAUUAGGUUUUAAAAAUUGUUUUGGUGGUAGCUAUUGUACUCAGAUGCAAAUGUGUUGCAGGGGUUAUGAUGGCUUUGGUCAUUGUUGUCCUAGAACUCAGGGAAAAUGUGAUCCAAGUGGUUAUGGAUGUUAUGAAUCAGGAUUUGAAUAUGAUAAUAAGACAGGGAAAAGUGUCAUGAAAACAAGAAUUGGAGAAUUUUAUGCUCCUAUUGUAAAUACUACUUUAGCAUUGAAAAAAAAUUUAGAUAAUUCAAAUGUUUGUGGUGAUGGAACAAUAUGUGAAAAAAAUCAAACAUGUUGUCCUUAUGAUGAUGAUUCUGAAACAUUACAAUAUCGUUGUUGUCCUUUCAAGGAUGGUGAUUGUUGUAAGAAUUCCUGCUGUGCCACAGGAUACAUGUGUGCUUCCAAUGGAGAAUGUUUAAAAAAAUUUUGA
This is a messenger RNA of Strongyloides ratti, 1476 nucleotides long. Its product is annotated as Granulins. Gene Ontology annotation, cellular component: extracellular region. The record is from RefSeq and is a predicted model, not a curated record. Bases 1 to 1476 code for a protein of 491 amino acids. The transcript has a single exon. NCBI's taxonomy places the organism in Eukaryota, Metazoa, Nematoda, Chromadorea, Rhabditida, Strongyloididae.